Fusarium proliferatum ET1 is the source of this 207-nucleotide messenger RNA. RefSeq lists its product as uncharacterized. The record is from RefSeq and is a predicted model, not a curated record. The coding region runs from base 1 to 207 and encodes 68 amino acids. The transcript is spliced from 2 exons. NCBI's taxonomy places the organism in Eukaryota, Fungi, Ascomycota, Sordariomycetes, Hypocreales, Nectriaceae.
AUGGCCGACCAAGCCGCCAACACAAGCGCGAAGAGAAAUGCAGAAGAAACUCAGACAUUGCGCUCAAAGCUAGUUGAUCAGCAUAUCAGCAUGCUAAACUAUCCAGAUCCCUUGAAGCCUCGAGCACCGCUUCAGGUUUACCCCCAAGGCAUUACUCCAGAGAUGGAGGCGAGGUGGCUUCAGAUGUUGAAACAGAACAGUGUAUGA